AUGGCCGCCACAAAUCCUAGACAGCCAUUUGUCUGUCUCCGUCGUCUUCCCAAGACCAAACGCACAUACUCCACCACAACAACACCGCUCCCGCCCACGCCUCCGCCCUCCGGCGCAGCAAAACUGUCCACCCGCCGCUUGAUCUCCCUUCAUGGCCCCGAUGCGCCAAAGUUCCUUCAAGGCAUAUUGACGAACAAUGUCAAUCCUGCAUCGCAUUCGCCCUUCUUCGCCGCUUUCCUUACCGCUCAGGGAAAAGUCCUGCACGAUGUAUUCGUGUACCCAACUCUGGGGUCAACCUUCCACGCCGAGCACAACAAGACCGAGGAUCCUGGGUACUUGGUCGAAGUUGACGCGCAACAAACCAGCAAUCUGCUGAAACAUCUCAAGAGACACAAGCUACGGUCCAAAUUCCAGCUCAGACUUUUGGAAGAGGGUGAAUUGGAUAUUUGGGCGGCGUGGAGGGAAGACCAGAAGUGGACACCGCAUACCAACAGUUCAGGCGAAGGCUCCAAUGUCGAUGCAGAAGGCAAUAUCUCAAUGGUGGAUGCACGAGCGGCAGGCUUGGGCCAGAGGAUCUUGUUGCCAUCGACAAAGUUAUUGGAGCAACAUGCUUCUAUGGAAGGAUUGAGUGAUGCAGGACUAGACGCCUACACGAUACGAAGAUACACCCGUGGUGUCCCCGAAGGACAAGACGAGAUCCCUCGCGACGACGUUUUGCCUAUGAACACCAACUUCGACAUCAUGGGAGGCAUAGAUUUCAAGAAAGGCUGCUAUGUCGGUCAGGAACUCACAAUCCGUACUCAUCAUACUGGAGUUGUGAGAAGGCGAGUCUUGCCAGUUUCUCUCUUCGACACUUCCUCUCAACCACCAGAGAAGAUUUCUUACGAUCCUGACACCACGUUUGCGACUCCAGAACGCGAUGCGGCGAUUGCGAUCGAAGGCAAGAGAGGCAAGCCAGGCAAAUGGAUCAACGGUGUUGGAAAUGUUGGUUUGGCGAUGUGUAGGCUGGAGCUCAUGACUGACCUGCAAGUCACUGGUGAACCCAGCACUUUUAGCCUUGAGGACAGAUUCGUCGUCAAGGGCGCUAGUGCCGAGGAGCAGGUAUUGGGUGUCAAGGCUUUUGUGCCCGAUUGGGUGAAGAGCAAGAUUCGAGCUCCCAAGGUGCAGAGGAGGGUUGAGUAG
Molecule: messenger RNA, 1182 nt
Organism: Aureobasidium melanogenum CBS 110374
Lineage: Eukaryota; Fungi; Ascomycota; Dothideomycetes; Dothideales; Saccotheciaceae
Product: Aminomethyltransferase folate-binding domain-containing protein
Exons: 1
Coding region: 1-1182 (393 amino acids)
Cellular component (GO): mitochondrial matrix
Molecular function (GO): protein binding
Source: RefSeq, a predicted model, not a curated record